CCGAUCAAAGCGAGAGCAGAUAGUAGGAAAAUCACCCUCUUUUCGUUGGGGUCCGCGGGGAACAGACCCAAGAUGCUAAGGACCCCAGUGUUGGGCAGGAGCCUUCAGAAGUCCUCUGGUUUCUCCGUCUUGGUCAAGCAGAUGUGGGGGGCUCUCCGCAGUCAUCUGCGAAGGCCAGAGCAAUGGUGCUCGCAGGGUCCCUGUGCACAGAGAAAUCGGAAUGACACUUUGCACCCCCUCUGGAAGGGCCUGGCCUCCACACCAGGGGGCACCCGACAGUCGCCCAUCAACAUCCGCUGGAGGGACAGUGUCUACGACCCGCAGCUGAAGCCUCUCAGGGUUUCCUAUGCCGCAGCCAGCUGCCUGCACAUCUGGAACACCGGCUAUUUCUUCCAGGUGGAAUUCGAUGACUCGGCCGAGGGAUCAGGGAUCAGCGGUGGCCCCUUGGAAAACCUCUACAAACUAAAGCAGUUCCAUUUCCACUGGGGGGCGGCGAACGAGCGGGGCUCAGAGCACACGGUGGACGACCACGUGUACCCGGCAGAGCUGCAUUUAGUUCACUGGAAUUCGGUGAGAUACCGAAAUUACAAAGAAGCCGUAACGGGGGAGAACGGCGUGGCCGUGAUAGGCGUGUUUCUAAAGCUGGGGGCCCGGCACGAGGCACUGCAGAAGCUGGUGGAAGUCUUGCCGGAAAUCAAGCAUAAGGGUGCACGGGCUGCCGUGGGCCCCUUCCAGCCCUCCCGUCUCCUGCCCGCCUGUCGGGACUACUGGACCUACCCCGGCUCCCUCACCACGCCUCCGCUCAGCGAGUCGGUCACCUGGAUCAUCCAGAAGCAGCCUGUCGAAGUGGCUCAGAGCCAGCUGGCUGCCUUUCGCACGCUCCUGUCUUCCGCGCUUGGUGAAGAAGAGCAUUCAAUGGUGGACAACUACCGUCCGCUUCAACCCCUGAUGAACCGGAAGGUCCGUUCAUCCUUCCAGUUAUUUUUAAAAGCCGGUGUUAACCCUGGGACACUGAGACCCUCCCGGGAGCCACACCGAGCCUGGAUGCAUUGCACUGAAACCACAAACACCCCAAGAGGAAAGACGUGGCUCUCAGCCCUCAAAGCAAUGGUACAAAAAACAAACACAGACGCUCCCACUCCCUGUCCUGAGCGGCUGCCAGAUGCGGAGGUCAAGGUCCGCAGAAACACUGGGAACAUGAGGCCCCCAGAGCCCUCGGCCUUCACCGGGGUUCCUCGUCCUGUGCGCUCGGCCUCCUGCCAGAAGGCACCCACCAACUCCAUCUCACUCUCCCUGUCCCCACCUAACCCACUCUUCUCCUACCACGCCUGCAGCCCUCCAGCCCUGCGCUUGGACAGGGCACUCAUCCUGUCCCUGGUCCACGGCUUGCUUCCCUGCAAGAGUGGUGUCCUCAUCUACCUGCUGACUUGCAGCCCAGAAUAA
Neomonachus schauinslandi (Hawaiian monk seal) is the source of this 1443-nucleotide messenger RNA. RefSeq names its product carbonic anhydrase 5A (gene CA5A). The transcript is spliced from 11 exons. Gene Ontology annotation, molecular function: zinc ion binding; carbonate dehydratase activity. Lineage: Eukaryota; Metazoa; Chordata; Mammalia; Carnivora; Phocidae. The record is from RefSeq and is a predicted model, not a curated record. The coding region runs from base 73 to 1443 and encodes 456 amino acids. Gene Ontology annotation, cellular component: cytoplasm; mitochondrion.